AUGAUGCCCGCCUCCGGCCUCUCAACUUGCAGUCAUUCCUCCGCUCCGGUGGCUGGCUGGGCCAAGCAUUGUCCGGCCCGUUUCUGGAAAACAGUCGAUGCGCAACGCCCGCCACCAGGGCCGGGAAGGGGGCGCCCUGAGAUGGUCAGAUUAUGGGACGACGACGACGACGCAGAGCCGCGGGCGCGGCGCGGCGCGGCGCGGCGGACGGGAGCGGGAGCCGCGCCGGGUGGUGGGCGAGAACGGGUAAACGGGCAAAGCAUACAGCUACAGUCAAAUACUGGUACUACUACUAAUACGUACGAUCAAUGCCAACAAGGGAAAAGGGCAGGGCAGGCAAACAAGGAACGACGAACAAACAGGCAAAACGGACCGUGUCGCGAGGCCGGGUCGGUAUAG
Purpureocillium lilacinum is the source of this 399-nucleotide messenger RNA. NCBI's taxonomy places the organism in Eukaryota, Fungi, Ascomycota, Sordariomycetes, Hypocreales, Ophiocordycipitaceae. The record is from RefSeq and is a predicted model, not a curated record.